Molecule: messenger RNA, 3690 nt
Organism: Orbicella faveolata
Lineage: Eukaryota; Metazoa; Cnidaria; Anthozoa; Scleractinia; Merulinidae
Product: mitochondrial adenyl nucleotide antiporter SLC25A25-like
Biological process (GO): transmembrane transport
Cellular component (GO): mitochondrial inner membrane
Molecular function (GO): calcium ion binding
Source: RefSeq, a predicted model, not a curated record
CGUUAUUUCACGUCAAGCCCCGAAAAAUGAAAUUGAGAAAACUGGUAAGAGACUGAAAAAAGGCAAGGAGCUACGGCGCCAUAUCUCGACAAAAAUUGACAAUGUCCUUCUUUGUCCGGGUGGGCACGCGACGUUCCUUUUAUUUCCGGGACGAGUGUUGCCUGGCGUCUAAGAACUGUUCCAAGACACAGCCCCGAGGAGCAACGAAAGCAAUACAUUGCCAGCCGCAACUGUCAGAUCAUUGUUACAAAUGAAUACCCCUUAAGCAUAUUUACGUGAAACUAGAUUGUUUCAAUCCCAUGACUCGAUUUUGAAGAAAUCUUGUGAUUUUGACCAUAUAAGUUCAUCACUACUAAGAGAUGAAAAUGUCUCUUGUCAGUAGUUAUCACAAAUGAAAACGAAAAUCCAUCUCGUCUCACUGAUUCUCUUUCUUUUCGCUCUCAUUUUCAGAAGAUUAAAGAGAUUCCCGAUUGACCUAAUUUACAGAGGAUAACAUGCGAGUGGGAGGUAUGGGGGGUUGCUCCGGGCACAAGACACCCUGCUAUGACCCUGCUUUCCUGGCGCGCCUGCAAUGGCUCAGCGGGUUUCUCAAAACCACUAAUUUGCCAGAAAAUUAGUCAGAAUGUCCCUCGUUGUGGACGUUUUGAAAACGGUCACAUAAUGAAUUGUUUUUACAAGGUUAAAAUGCACACAGUAUUUGAUUUGCAGAUUGUUUUUACCUGAUGGAACGUCUGUAAGUACAAGCUUCGCUAACAUGAGUCGAGGCCUGGCCGCAGAGUCCGAAUCUCACCGCCAUCAUGGUUGCGAAGUUGUAAACAUGGAAUCAGAGGCAGAUGAUUUAGAAAAGAAACACGACGAAGGCUAUCAAAUGGACCACGAAGAAGUAGAAUCUCUUUUCAAGAAACUAGAUAAAAAUAAUGAUGGUAGAAUAGACGUGAAUGAACUUGCAGAAGGACUGAAGCAUCUUCAUGGAUCACGGUACAAGGCAGGCCAAGCUCAGCAAAUUAUGACCCUUGGUGAUCAGAAUCUUGAUGGACACAUGUCAUUUGAAGAGUUUGUCAAGUAUGUGACAGAUCACCAAAAGAAGCUGUGGAUUGUUUUCAAAUCCAUUGAUCAAGAUGGCAGUGGAUGUGUGGACAAGACAGAACUCAAGAAGGCAUUUGAGAGGAUGGAUGUUCGUGUAACGGACAAGGAAGUGGACCUGCUAUUGAAAAGCAUGGACAAAGACAAAACCCUCAAAGUCAACUGGAAGGAGUGGAGAGAGUAUCAUCUAUUGAAUCCUAGCGGUCACAGUAUGCAUGACAUCAUCCAGUUCUGGAGACAUUCAACAGUCAUUGACAUUGGUGAGGAUAUGACCAUUCCUGAUGAAUUCACAGAGGAAGAGAAAGUUACAGGAAUGUGGUGGAAACAGUUGGUCGCAGGAGGUGGAGCAGGAGUUGUGUCAAGGACAGCAACAGCUCCCUUGGACAGAUUAAAAGUAUUGUUACAGGUACAAGCGUCAAGUACAAAUAGAAUAGGGAUUGGAUCUGGUUUUGCAAUGAUGGUGAAGGAAGGUGGUAUCAAAUCCCUGUGGAGAGGAAAUGGUGCUAAUGUGGUUAAAAUAGCACCAGAAUCAGCUAUAAAGUUCUUUGCCUAUGAAAAGGCCAAGAAGUUAUUAGGUGCUGAUGAAAAGCAGCUUGGAGUGAGAGAAAGACUGAUGGCAGGUUCAAUGGCUGGUGUAGCUUCACAGACAAGUAUAUACCCACUUGAGGUUCUAAAAACAAGACUGGCUCUUCGUAAGACAGGACAGUAUAGAGGGCUUGUCCACGCAGCAUAUGUGAUUUUUACGACUGAGGGAAUUAGGAGCUUUUACCGUGGACUGUUCCCAAGUCUUUUAGGAAUUAUCCCAUACGCUGGAAUAGAUCUUGCAAUAUAUGAGACACUUAAAAACUUUUACCUCAAUUACCACAAGAAUGAGUCUGCUGAUCCUGGAGUGUUUGUGUUGUUAGCCUGUGGUACAGCAUCAAGCACAUGUGGUCAAUUAGCCAGUUACCCUCUAUCUCUAGUAAGGACUAAACUACAAGCGCAAGCACGGUCUCGUACUUCCGACAGAGGAGAUAACAUGGUUUCAGUGUUCAAAAACAUUUUAAAAGAAGAUGGACCGCGCGGACUUUACAGGGGGCUGGCACCUAACUUUUUGAAAGUUGCGCCUGCAGUCAGUAUUAGCUACGUCGUGUACGAACAUUUGAGAAUGAGUUUAGGAGUUAUUUAACAGACCCGACGAAAGGCAAAUAUAUAUAUAGAAAUGUAAAGAUUAUAAACGGCGGACAAGAGAGAAUUGGACGAAGUGGACGAAGAGAGGGCUUCGAAAUUUUAGCGUUUUCCAAUCUGCCGUGGAAGAUGAAUUUUAAACAACAAGACGGAUGUGUAAUUAGCAUCUAAUAGUUUUUUAAUUUGAUUUUUAUGGACGAUUUGAGUUACACAGCACUUAGUAUUUAGGGGAUUAUUUUAAAGGUGGAUUCAUGUUUAUUUUUAAACAGAAAUUGGAGUUAUAGGGCGGUUUUGUAAUGACUUUGAAAAUAAGGUACUCGCAAAGUUAGUUACUGUCACAAACCAAUCAAAAUUCGAAGGAAAACGAGAAACCCAUGACAAGUGCGUGACCACUCCUAACCGUUAGCAAGCGCGGGAAAAUUCUUGUGCGUCAAAUCAUGAUUGGUUUCUCGUCUGUUCCUGAUUGGUUAAUAAGACAGCGGCUGAUUGGCCAGAACAAGCUUCAGAAGUUCCCAGACCAACAGUCAUUGGAAAACGGCUCUACGCUAUAUUACGUUGUUUUAAUCAAUUUCCAUGGGAGGAAUAUAUCAUGAAAGAUCGUCUUUGGACCCAUUUAACGUUGUAAAUCUUUUAAUUAAGCUUUGUCUAAAAUGACAUCGCGUGUUUAUUAUUAUUAAUAUUUACUAGGCUGUAAUAUUGCUUUUUAUAAAAAAUGCCCAACAGGGUAGAAAGAUUUUAUGAUAUUAGCAAUUUUUUAGUAUCACAGAAAUGGUUCUUAUCUUUGUGGUCGUAGUGUUCAUCUGGGAAGUAAGGAGAGGGGGUGGGGAGGGGGUCAUCUUAUAAGCGUAUUUCACGCAGAGCAUUUUAGAGCUUUGUUUCAAGACUAUUAUUUGCGAGGGUGCCAACUGUAUCAUUUGAUGGUUGUUUUGAUCUCGGAUUCUUUACGUUGACACGCCACACUCCGAAGCCUCACGGGUCGAAAUAACAGAGGUGAACUCUCCAGUUGAAUUUCUCUUUAAGAAUGUUAUCGAACUCUUAUCUAAGUGAUCUCUUCUGUUAUCGAUUUGUUAUUGAUUUUUGUCUUGGUAACACAUCUUUGACUUCUCUAAUAUCUUUUCUUGUCUUCUCUCUCUCUUCUCUUCUCUUCUCACAUCUUCCGUUACACUAAAACAGCAAUAUUUUUCUUAAUUAACUCCCCAAGAUGUUGAUAUUGAGAAAUAUCUCUGUUAAUCGGCCUGUACUGAUCAUUUUCGAUAUUCUUUUCACCGGUGCUUCAGUAUCUUAGCAGUAAUUUAUCGGUAUUUUAAUAUUAUUUUUAAGGGAAGUUGAAGUUUUAUCAGGACUUAACUUAGAAUUAUUACAUUCCAUACACCACUAUUGUGCACUCUCAUUAAAUAGCUUGAGAGAAUUGCUUUUAUAAUAAAAGCUGUGCAUAAAAGA